Messenger RNA from Sitophilus oryzae (rice weevil), 987 nucleotides. Its product is annotated as protein takeout-like. NCBI's taxonomy places the organism in Eukaryota, Metazoa, Arthropoda, Insecta, Coleoptera, Curculionidae. The record is from RefSeq and is a predicted model, not a curated record. The transcript has 5 exons. Bases 134 to 868 code for a protein of 244 amino acids.
GCUUCAUUUAAAUACUGAACUAUGUAAUAACAGUAUAGCCGCAGUUCAUUUAAUUUAUAAAACAGUAAAACCCAUAUUAGUUACCUAACUAUAGUUGGCAGUUGAGUUGUGGUUAGAAAAGAGUAUAAACAAAAUGUGUUAUAGAAUAAUUUCAUUUGGAUUUCUCUUAAUUUGUGUGCAAUCCAUUAAUGCAGAAAUACCUUCAUACCUUAAAGUGUGUCACAAAGGGCCCGAAUUCAGCGCAUGCGCUGUCAAAAGCGGUAAUGAUGCCUUACCACAUCUCUUGAAAGGAGAAAAGAAAAUGAAAAUUCCGAACAUGCUUCCCAUGAGAUUUCCAGAAGUCGACGUAGAUGCUGGACCAACUUUAAAAAUUAAACUAUUCGACUUGGACGUGUUUGGUCUUGAUACAGUUGUCCUAAAGAAUGUCAAAAUUGAUUUUGACAAACUUCACGUAACUCUCUUCAUGAACGCCAAACGUGCAGCUCUAAUUGGAAAGUACGAAGUAGAUGGACAAAUUCUGGUACUACCGAUUCAAGGCAAUGGGAAUUUGAAUAUUACUAUUGAAAACUCGGAUUUCCAGUAUGAUUUUAAUUACAAGUUAGUGAAGAAGAAUGAUGUUGACUAUGCCCAAGUGUUACCAGAAGAUACUUUGGAGUUUCAAAUUCCUAUGGCAUAUAUACAACUAGACAAUCUGUUUAAUGGAAAUAAACAAUUGGGUGACCAUGUUAACAAGUUUUUGAACGAAAAUCACCAGGAUGCUAUUAAAGAAAUGUCAGGUGCUAUCAAGGUAACAAUUUCAGCUAUAGGCAGACAGUUUUUUCAAGGAAUUUUUGACAGCAUACCAUACAAGGACUUAUUCCUGGAUUAGUACAUAUUUGUUAGUGUAAUUUACUUGUUUGUUAAUUUCAAAAAUAUGAAUAAAUGUCAUAUAUUUAUAUAAAUUAUAUAAAAAUAUAAUUUUUUUUCAAAAGAAAUUUUAAAAGAUGA